CUUGGAGUGCCUCCUGCUUCUCCCUGGCCCUGGUGACUCGAGCGAGGCAUGGCCGCGCUCAAUGACCUGUGGCAGUUGUGCCAGGGAGUAGGCCAGCCAGUCCGGACUGCGUCCUGAUCCCCGGUCUGGACAGUUGUGGACAGUGACACCUGUUCAGAACAGCCUCCCCGCUCUUGGAGACCUGGAUCCCGCCAGGAUUCUAGUUUGAGGCCAGGAGACCUGUCCCUGGGGAGUGUGGGUAUUUCUUUCCGUGACUCUGUCAGAAGCUCUGUGGGAGCCAGGUCGGAAGCUUUGCUGUGUCCAGGACAGCCCUGCCAUCUCCUUUUCUCUGAGAUGGUGAAGAAGUUUUAGGAAAAGGAGGGACAACAAAACAAAACAAAUCUUCUUUGGAUAAUGCGAAGCUUCAGAAACUUGAAGGGCAUUUGGCCUUGAUCUCAGAACUCAAGUGAAUGUCAGUGAGGGCAGCAUUAAUGCCAGCUUUGUCUGGGAGAUUUUUAUGUUUUCAAAGAGCCUAAACGUGGAAUCUUCUCACCCUCAAGUCCGGUCCCUGGGCAGUGACCUUGGCAUAAAGAUGGACUUUGUGGUUCUCCUGCUGCUGGGGCUUCUCUGCUCUGUUAGUCCAUGGCCAAAAGUCUGGGUUCAAGUCCCACACCAUCAGCUGCACAGCAGAGUAUCACUUCCUUCUCACUUGUGAUUGUGUCAAAGGACGUCCUGGAAGGACCGCAGGCUGCUCCUGGAAGCAGUGGCCCUUCAAGAAAUGAUCAAAUUCCAUCUCUCUCAGUGCAUCCCACCCUUCCUAGGGCCGGAGUCUACUCCAGAAGCUGAGCAGCCAUGACAUUUGCUGAGGACAAGACCUAUAAGUAUAUCCGCGACAACCACAGCAAGUUUUGCUGUCUUGACGUUUUGGAGAUCCUGCCUUACCUGCCCUGCCUCACAGCCAGUGACCAGGACCGACUGCGGGCUUCCUACAAGCAACUGGGGAACCAGGACACACUCUGGGAACUCUUCAACAAGCUCCAGCGCCGCGUUGGCUGGGUACAGUGCUUCAUCCAUGCACUGAAGAUCUGCGAGCUGCCUGGGCUAGCUGAGCAAGUGACUCGAGUUUAUCAGAGCUACCUGCCUCCUGGGACUUCACUCCGCUCCUCAGCCCCACUGGAGUCUCCAGCAAAUCCUUCUGCAGCUCCAGGACCUUCUGCACGUGCUCCAGGCCACAGCAUCUCUGACAGUGACUACCAGGGGAAAACAGGCUACCCUAGGCCUGUCCAGGACACCCAGCCACCAAAGUCCCCAGGAGAGAAUUCAGAGCAAGCCCCACAGGCCAGCUUUGGGGCCAUCCCGAGGACGUCUGGUGGCUCUUUGAUGCCCUCACCUAACCUGCAAACUGUGAGCUCUCAGCCCUCCAGAGAGCAGCAGGGUCAAGAACCAGAACUGAGUGGCACCUAUACAGCAAGUGUUGACUCCCUUCCCAUACCAUCCCAUGGACCUGUGUCUCCAACUGUUUCCUUUAAGCCCCUACCACGUCCUGCUCUUCGGACAAGCCACGUGCCCGGGGUCACGGCAUCGGUUCCAUCUCCUGAUACCUCCUUAUCUUCCUCUUCUACUGGAUUGACUUUUACAAAGGGAGCUGGUGACCAGGCCAAGGCUGCCACCUGUCCCAGCACUGAUGGGGAAGAACCCACCAAUUCUGUGACCACCAGCUCAGUGCCGCCUUCUACCAAAGUGGUGCCCGUGACUACCAUGUCUUCCAAAGUGUCCUCCAGGUUGCCCAUCAGUACAAAGUCCACUGCUUCAGUGCCCUCUACUGUGCCCACCAAUACAGCACCAUCAAAGUUACCCAUCAACUCGGCAUAUACUGGCACAGUGCCAUCCAAAGUGCCUGCUAGUGUGGCCAAAGCACCUGCCAACAUAAUGCCACCCAACAGGAGCAGCAACCGAGCCAAGGAGACCCUAGAGCCUCCAGCAACCACGGUCAUCACUAGAGGCAGCCUGCCCGGACCUGAGAGCUUGCACUCCAUGCCAGAGAUGAGCAAGCCAGGUGUGUUGGUGUCCCAGGUGGACGAGCCAUUCUCAGGCUGCUCUAUGGACCUUGCCAUCAGCCCUAGCAGCUCCUUGAACUCAGAACCCAAUCAUGGUCCAGAGGAGAAUGAGUAUUUGUCCUUUAGGAUCCAGGUGGCUGAGGACCCCAGUGCUAACCUCCUGGCAGGAAGCCCUGGGGCACUAGCCACCCAGGAUCCCCCAGAAGAGGAAGAGCUUUGUGUCAGUUCAAUACCCUGGGCUAAGUGGCUUGGGGCAGCCAGUACACUUUUGGCUGCAUUCCUGGCAGUGAUGGUGUACCGUAGUAGGCACCUGGCCCACUGAAGCCUCAGCUGUGUGCCACUCACUUGUUCAGUCCUGCCAAGCAUGUUCUCUAGGCUUGGGCUGCUGGAGGCUGAGUUGGGAACUUAGAGAUGGGGAGGUCCACUGAGCUAUCUGGGUGGGAGGUGCACCGAGGCUCCACCCACUGUGGAGUAGGGGAGACAUUCUUUCCAUCCUAGUUCAUGACCUCUUCUGGUCUUUAGCUUUGGGGCACUGGAUUACUGCCACUACUUCUGACCUGCCCACAUGGCAGUAUAGGAUUUCAUGCUGUGUGCUCCUAAGGAGGUAUCCCCACCAGCCUCAUCCCUGUUGGCCCAAGCUUGAAGAUCAGGAGAUAUCAUACUCUGUUGACAGUGCUCCUCGUCCUGCCCAGGUCUCUUGCAACAAGCACAGGUGUAUUGAUGAAAACUACCAUAACAUCUAGUUCCACCAGCAACCCAGCCUAAGGCCUUGGCACUAGCGCCUGGGAGCAGCAGAGUGGCUGGUUUCUAGGGAGCUUUGAAUCAUCAGUCUCUGGUUCCCCUCCAUAGCCAGGCAACCCUAAGGGAAGGUCUGAAGGUUCCCUGUGGACUCUAAGAAAGCCAGAAGCAGCUGUCAGGCCUGAGGAAGACUCUGGGAGCCCUGCUCCAGCCUCCUUACCCCACCUUUUCACUUCCUUCCUCCCUCCUGGUCUCCUUUCUCUUUGGUUUCCUAUACUGGAUGAUGGAAUACCUAGUGGGCAGAGCUCAGGCUGGCCUUGGAUUUCAGUUCCACUCUUUCUCUGGCUUUAGCAGACAUUUAGCAUCUCUAGUCAUUUUCCCAGUGUGGACAGUGAGUAGCUCUUCCUUUUACUGGGCUCGUCUGAAACUGAAGGAUAUAGAUAUUUCUGUAGUGUCUAGCCCAGAGGGUAUGACUACCAAGUACUUACCCUCCUGCCCAGCCUGGUGGAACUAAGGUGAGCUUGAGAGGCAGAGUAUAUGGUGGCGAUGGCACAGUCUUUGUCUUUGAGAGGACAGCCUUGGCCUACAUGGUGCUUCUGUCUCUGGCACUAUGUAGUCUGCCUGUGAUCUCUGACAAGGUGUAAACCUCUGUGCCUCACUUUUCUCACCUGUGAGAUGGGGCGAAUAUGUAUACAUAUGUGCUAAUAUGUUCUAAUAUUAUCAGGAUAAUUAAAUUAAAAGUUUAUCUGCAAAUCUUGUGAGUUCUGCAUUUCUUAGGGG
Messenger RNA from Onychomys torridus (southern grasshopper mouse), 3554 nucleotides. RefSeq names its product mitochondrial antiviral signaling protein (gene Mavs). The coding region runs from base 832 to 2358 and encodes 508 amino acids. The transcript has 7 exons. The record is from RefSeq and is a predicted model, not a curated record. NCBI's taxonomy places the organism in Eukaryota, Metazoa, Chordata, Mammalia, Rodentia, Cricetidae.